Molecule: messenger RNA, 967 nt
Organism: Diabrotica virgifera virgifera (western corn rootworm)
Lineage: Eukaryota; Metazoa; Arthropoda; Insecta; Coleoptera; Chrysomelidae
Product: 23 kDa integral membrane protein-like
Exons: 2
Coding region: 200-877 (225 amino acids)
Cellular component (GO): membrane
Source: RefSeq, a predicted model, not a curated record
AAUGACACUGACACAUCCAUGCCAAAUUUGCAGUUAAUAUUUUAAUUCGUUUUAAUCAGACCCUCAACUUUACCAAAACAGGUAUUAGGGUCCUAUAUAAAUAUAGGUGUAUUCCUAUCUCUUUAUCUGUAUUAUUGUGGAAUCCAUCAGUGCUUCGUUUAUUCGUUAGACUGUGAAAAAAUAGAUAACAGAAACUGACAUGGGUUGUGGCGAAGCGCUUAUGAAAUUGUUUAUGCUUGUGGUGAAUACCAUUUUUGCUCUCGGUGGUCUUAUUCUAAUCGUCAUAGGAGUAGUGAAAAAACUAAACGUAAAAAAUUUAAGUGAAGCCAUACCAGAUGACUAUUCAAUAGAGGUUGCUCCGAUACUGACCAUUGUAGUAGGCGUAAUAAUAUUUGUCAUCGCAUUCUUUGGAUGCUGGGGAGCCAUCAGAGACAGCCCGUUUUUGCUCACAACGUAUGGAGUAAUAUUGUUGGUAAUAUUUUUGCUUCAAAUCGCCGUUGGAAUUUUUGCUGUUACACAUAUAAAGGAUGAAGAAAAUUUCAAAAUUCAAGUGAAAAAGCAAGUGAUUAGAGUGUUUAAUGAAGCUAAGAGGAAUAAAAAGUACGAAUUAACGGAUCUUAUUCAAAAAGAUUUCCAUUGCUGUGGUCCUGACGGUUCAUCAUUUUGGGGGAAUGAUAUACCAGAUUCAUGUUUUGAUUCACAUAAGCACCAGUAUAAGGAUGGAUGCAAAAUAAAGGUUUACGAGUUCCUUCAUAAAACCAUGUUUAUUAUUGGAAUAACAGUUAUAGCAUUUUCAGUGCUUGAGGUUAUAGGCUGUAUAUUUUCACUCUGCUUAGCCAGCCGUAUAAAGAAAAGGGAAAGAAGAUUCAGUUACUAAGGUUUCUCAAAGAAAUAUUCAGCCUUAAGGAAUAUAAAAGUCUUCAUUACUUAUUUAAUGUAUAUUUAUUAUAAAUAAAACUGUAGCCCA